AGAGCGGGCAAGCCAAAAAUGCUGGACAGCAUUUUACGCAAAUGUGUCGCUGCCUCCGAAAUAUGAACAUCCUCUGGUCAAUUGCGUUUGAAGAAGGAGACAUACGGAGCUUCUUACGUGACUUCGGGGCCAUCGCUGAGCUGGUAGGUGUCAAGGAGCAGGCGGCGAAGGUGGUUGUAUUGGGGACGCUGUUGAGAGGCCGAAUGAAGGCGGCAUAUGACAGCGUAGACAGGUCAGAUGUCACAGCGUAUUCGAAGACAUUGCUUGAAAGAUUGGUUUUGGAAUUGGACAGCGCAACAGACAGACAGCCAGCAAUGGGUGAUAGAAAAGACCAAUUUUUUGAAUCCGGCAAGCCGGGACACUAAAGGAGAUACUGCUCAGAAAGGCGAAAAAGAAAAGGUUUCAGACGGUAUAAUACGUGUUCUUUCUCUCAUAUAAAACCAGAUGUAGUGGGGGCUGUUGAGAAAGGGGCUGUGCAUUCGAAGUUGCGAGUGAAUGAUCAAGAAGUAGUAUGUUUAGUAGAUAUAGGGGCUGCCGUGUCGGUAAUAGAUAAGAACUUAUGUAGGAGUGCUAGCCCGUGUUCAUUGACGAUACAAAUGGUGGGCGUGCAUGUGUUAGGUAUCACGGGUAGAUCGAACUGUACGGUCGUUGAGUGGGUUCCAAAUAAUGUAUUGUUGGUUAAUCUUGUUUGUGUCCGGAUAUUCUUCAAAUUACAAUCGUCAACCUGAGAAGGGUUGCAGGCGUACCGGCGUAAGUCCUGCGAUUCUUCAAGGAAAUUACAUCGAGACAUGAUCGGCGAGCUUAUGUGUACUGUUUGUAUAUAUGUGUGGUGUGUCAUAUCAAUCGGUGCUUUUUGGAUUCAUUGGGUUUACUUGUUGUUUUCGUACCUUGUUGUUAUUGCAUAAUUUUGUUAAAAUUUUCGUCGUGCUUACUUCUCAAGUUGUUUCGAGUCUUCUACAUCCGUGAAUGGAUCGAUUGAUGUUAAAGACAGCAGAUGAGCAGCAUACGCCAGGGAGGCUAGGCUAGUCCUGAGAAUGACAAGCACACGGAGAUAAUUGUUGGCUGUUGUCCCACACGCCGGGGAGCGAGAGUGUAGGCGACUGAUGCUUGCAUACGUCACCGUUACUGGAACUGAGGCAGAAUGAGUGACAAGAGAUUGCAGUGGUAAUUGAUAGUGAAUAGAUAAGAGGAUGUGCGAAGAGUAUCAUGAGGUGCUGCUAUGGUCACGUUGGGUUCUUCAGGAGUCAUCCUAGCAAGUGGCGAUUGUGUUGCAAAUUGUCGAGAGGAUGCCUUUAACUGGAAGGCGUAGGUCGUCAUCGAUGAGUAUGAUUGUGCUGUGGGUAUGCCUGUGGUGUAUUGGCUUUGCUGUUUGUUUUCCAUUUCAGCUCUGUCCGUGUGACCCAGGUUCUCGCACUGGCAUCCAAGUCAACAUGUGUUGGUCGUGUUGGAGAAAAGGGAUGGAUCCUUCUUUUGGCGGGGAGUGUCAAUGUAGUUGAAGAUUGAACGAUCAAUUCAUGGUUGUUUGCUCAAAAACCCAACCUCCUUAUAUUUUCGCGGAGACAUCAAUGCACCAGUUAUCGUCUCAUCGUUCGCUGUUCAGAAAGAAGAUAGAAAAACCGUCAGAACUUUCAGUCCCACGUAAACGUUUUACUUACCUCAAUAUUGGUUGGUU
This is a messenger RNA of Trichobilharzia regenti, 1672 nucleotides long. Lineage: Eukaryota; Metazoa; Platyhelminthes; Trematoda; Strigeidida; Schistosomatidae. The record is from the annotation of a GenBank genome assembly.